This is a messenger RNA of Meleagris gallopavo (turkey), 912 nucleotides long. Lineage: Eukaryota; Metazoa; Chordata; Aves; Galliformes; Phasianidae. The record is from RefSeq and is a predicted model, not a curated record.
CACCCCACGCCCCCUGCAGACCCGGGCUGGGCUUCCAUCAACCGCGGUGUGCUCAUCUGCGACGAGUGCUGCAGCGUGCACCGCAGCCUGGGCCGCCACAUCUCCAUUGUCAAGCACCUGCGGCACAGCCCCUGGCCCGCCACGCUGCUGCAGAUGGUGCACACCUUGGCCAGCAAUGGGGCCAACUCCAUCUGGGAGCACUCGCUGCUGGACCCGGCGCAGGUGCAGAGCGGGCGCAGGAAGGCGAACCCCCAGGACAAAGUGCACCCCACCAAGUCAGAGUUCAUCCGCGCCAAGUACCAGAUGCUGGCCUUCGUGCAUAAGCUGCCGUGCCGGGACGAUGACGGCGUCACCGCCAAGGACCUCAGCAAGCAAUUGCACUCCAGUGUGCGGACAGGCAACCUGGAGACAUGCCUGCGCCUGCUCUCGCUGGGCGCUCAGGCCAACUUCUUCCACCCGGAGAAGGGCACCACGCCGCUGCACGUGGCCGCCAAGGCCGGGCAGAUCCUGCAGGCAGAGCUGCUGGUGGUGUACGGCGCUGACCCCGGUGCGCCAGACGUCAAUGGGCGGACGCCCAUCGAUUACGCCAGGCAGGCGGCCCAGCACGAGCUGGCAGAGCGGCUGGUGGAGUGCCAGUAUGAGCUGACCGACCGGCUGGCCUUCUACCUGUGCGGCAGGAAGCCGGACCACAAGAACGGGCACUACAUCAUCCCACAGAUGGCAGACAGGGUGCGCCCCAAGUGCAUGGCACAGAGCCUGGACCUGUCCGAGCUGGCCAAGGCGGCCAAGAAGAAGCUGCAGGCGCUCAGCAACCGCCUGUUUGAGGAGCUGGCCAUGGAUGUGUACGACGAGGUGGAUCGGCGCGAGAACGACGCGGGUGAGCGGGGCUGGGGGUGGCUGCUGGGUGUCCCC